GACUGAUAAUAUGAACGCGGCCCGACCCUCGUUUGCAAUGUACCCUUUUGUCUUUUUAUUUUAUCCUUCACAGCCAAGACUUAGGCACCGCCACACUUCUUACUGAACUCAACUACCUUAUCUAUAACAUGGUUAUGACUGCAUCAAACCUGCCGGCUGACUCAUCUCUUCAAGUUGGCUCUGAUGCCAAUGACAGUCCCCCGUUCAGCGACAUCGAUGAGAAGGUUCUUGGCAAGCCUGCUAUCAAGGGCACACCAAUCAAACACCAUGUUGUGAGCCACUCGCCGUCGCCAAAACGAUGGAAGACUUUCAUCAAGGCUUUCCAGCAUAUUCGCAACCUCACUCCAAAGGAGGUUGACGAUUUCAUGGCCUCGUAUGAGAUUUACAGUCUAGACUGGACCGACGAGGAGCAAAUGAUUGCCGCCUUUGGUCCCAACUAUCAGCAGCAUGUCGGAGACUGUCUUCGUGCAUACUACUCGGUACUCAAUCACCUAUGCAGUCUUGGAGAUGUGGAAAAGAUGUACAUUCCACCCUUGAUGGACAAGAAAGCCUCUGUCUUGGACAACCAGUUACUAAAUGAGGAAGCGGUUGCAAGAGAGGUCCAACUAGGUCCCGGCAUGAAGGUCCUAGAUCUUGGGUGCGGCCGUGGGAGGGUUGCGGCCUAUAUGACGAACAUUUCGGGGGCGAAGAUCGUGGGACUUAAUAUCGACUCAAAUCAAAUCUCUCAGGCAAGGGAACUGAACGAUGCUCUGGGAUUUGACAACCAGUUCGUGGUGCAUGAUCAGAAUGACCUGCCGCUGCCGUUUCCGGAUGAAUCCUUUGAUGCAUUUUACGAGAUUCAAGCCCUCAGCUUGUGCAAAGACCCUUCGCUUCUUUUCAGGGACAUCUGCAGAGUAUUGAAGCCCGGCGCGAGGUUCCUCCUGCUAGACUGGGUCAGUUUGCCCGCUUAUAAUCCCAUGGAUCCGAAACACGCCGGUCUGAUGCGCCGGGUCAAGCCUCUGAUCGGAGCGGUUGGCACCCCAACACCCGCAAGCUUCAGCAAGGCGUUGGAGGACGCCGGGUUCGCUGUCACGAAGUCAGACAACCCCAGUAUAGGUGGCCUGCAAGCCCCCCUCAUCGACAAGGUUGACAUCUACUUCCGGGGUUUGAGACGUGUUAUCCAUGGCCUGGUCAAGUUGCACACCUUGCCGGCGCAUUUCAAGACAUUAUUUGAUCGAUUAUGUCUUGACGGCCAGGCAUUCGUUGAGAUGGACAAUCUGCGGUUGAUCACAACAACCUGGCGGAUUGUGGCUCAGAAACCGGCCGUAGCAAUGUAGAUUUGCAGUGUUAAGAAGGUAUUGGAUAUUUCUUGGCCUUUAUAUACUAAUACUAUACUUGGUGACGUACUAGUCCUGCUCGUAAUUAUACUUUAGUACCACUCAA
Ilyonectria robusta is the source of this 1422-nucleotide messenger RNA. Its product is annotated as S-adenosyl-L-methionine-dependent methyltransferase. Gene Ontology annotation, molecular function: sterol 24-C-methyltransferase activity. Gene Ontology annotation, cellular component: endoplasmic reticulum. Gene Ontology annotation, biological process: ergosterol biosynthetic process. The record is from RefSeq and is a predicted model, not a curated record. NCBI's taxonomy places the organism in Eukaryota, Fungi, Ascomycota, Sordariomycetes, Hypocreales, Nectriaceae. The coding region runs from base 129 to 1316 and encodes 395 amino acids. The transcript has a single exon.